Molecule: messenger RNA, 2493 nt
Organism: Closterium sp. NIES-65
Lineage: Eukaryota; Viridiplantae; Streptophyta; Zygnematophyceae; Desmidiales; Closteriaceae
Source: the annotation of a GenBank genome assembly
AUGGUGGGUCAAACGGCGAUCAAACAUUGCCUUCCUCAUCGUCGCCUUCAGCGCGGGUGGGAGAAUCGUCUUCUCCCUACCUGCUCUUCUCCCGUGCAUGUUCCCCCGGAUCCUCGCCAAUCCCCCCCCUUAACCCCCUUUGUCAUUUCUCCCCCCUCCAUCCCCCCUCAUGCUACAUGUCACCCUCUCACAGGCUACGGAGAGUUGCUGAAAUCGCAUGCCAAUGUUCCCUCAUCCCCGCAUUCCCCCCAUCCCCCCAUCCCACAUUCCCUCCAUCCUUCCACCCCCCAUUCCCAUCUUCCCCUCCCCUCCCCGCCAGCCCUCUUCCGUCACAGUGAACCUGCAGUGGCCCUCGCCACAUGCGCCUGGCAAGUAACGCUGCUGGACGGCGGCGUGUUCGGCCCCUCACUGCCCCACCUGCUCGCCCUGCACAUCGCCGGCCGGCCCCUGCUCACUGGACUGGACCUAGAGACUUCCAGCCGCCCCCUGCUUGCCCUCUUCCUCAACCCAUGCGCGCAUGCUGCCGCUGCAUGCAUGCUCUGCAUGUCCGUGGGCUUCCUCGUGCCUGCUGACGUGGCGGACAGAGUGGGGGUGGCUACCGGGUCUGACAGUCAGGUGCGUGGUGUACAGAGUUGGGUGGGAAGGGAGGGGAGCAAAUGGGAGGGGUGGAAUGGGACGGGAGAGUUGGACGGUGAUGGGAUACGGGAUGGGAAUGGAUGGGAUGGGAAUGGAUGGGAUGGGAAUGGAUGGGAUGGGAAUGGAUGGGAUGUGAACGGAUGGGAUUGGAUGGGAUGGGAUGGGAUGGGAUGGGAAUGGAUGGGAUGGGAUGGGAUGGGAUGGGAUGGGAUGGGAUGGGAUGGGAUGGGAUGGGAUGGGAUGGGAUGGGAAUGGAUUGGAUGGGAAUGGAUGGGAUUGGAUGGGAUGGGAUGGGAUGGUAUGGGAUGGGAUGGGAUGGGAUGGGAUGGGAUGGGAUGGGAUGGGAUGGGAUGGGAUGGGAUGGGAUGGGAUGGGAUGGGAUGGGAUGAUAUGGGAUGGUAUGGGAUGGGAUGGGAUGGGAUGAUAUCGUAUGGGAUGGGAUGGGAUGGGAUGAUAUCGUAUGGGAUGGGAUGGGAUGAUAUCGGAUGGUCUCCCGACUGCCAAUUUCAUCCUCCCUUGCAUUUCCCUUCCCCUGGCUUGCAGGCUUGCCCCUCCCCGUCCCUCCCAAGGACCCUCUUGCCUUGCCCCUCCCGGUCCCCCCAAGGAUCCCCUUGUUUUGCCGUAGCAUCCCCUCCCUUGCCUUGCCGUGCUCGCCCCUCGCUGCUUAAAUCUGGGAGCGUGCAAGGCACUGGACUAGCCUCCCCCACCGUGCUCGAGCCCUUUCUUCCCCUCGCCCCCUUUCUUUUCCCUUGCCCACUCUCCUUCCUGCCACCCUCUCUCUCUCUACGUUUCCUCUGCCUACUCUCCUCCCCUCCUCCCCGCCUUCUCCCUCCUCCCCACUCUCCCCCCCCCCCCCCCCCCCCCCCCCCCGGUCUCCUUCCCCUCGCCCCCUCUUCUUAUCCCCGCCCUUCUCCUCCCCCCUUGGCCACUUUCCUCUCCCCCGCCCCCUUUCUGUUGGAGGCUGCCAGGAAGUCAUCGUGGAGUGUGGCGCUGUUCGGUGCUCCCAGUGACGGCCGGACCAGCAAAGUUGCUGGCGGAGAGGGUUGCUUGGGGAGAGGGUUGCUGGGGGAGAGGGUUGCUGGGGGCGAGGGUUGCUGGGGGAGAGGGUUGCUGGGGGAGAGGGUUGCUGGGGGAGAGGGUUGCUGGGGGCGAGGGUUGCUGGGGGCGAGGGUUGCUGGGGGAGAGGGUUGCUGGGGGAGAGGGUUGCUGGGGGAGAGGGUUGCUGGGGGAGAGGGUUGCUGGGGGCGAGGGUUGCUGGGGGAGAGGGUUGCUGGGGGAGAGGGUUGCUGGGGGAGAGGGUUGCUGGGGGAGCGAGUUCGAUCUGGGUCUGGAGGUGAACAACUUCCUGCACUGCACCUGCCAGCCGUGCAGAUCCACGCCAGCGUGGCAGCCUCGCUGGCAGAGAAGAAGCAGAAGCGUGUGCUGUUUGAGGGGCUCAUGGAUCGGAUCAAGCACAUGCUGCCACCCGCUGACAUGGAUGAGGUGAUUGGAGCAACAGCGAUGGUCUACACCCACGCUGCUGUCAAGCUGUCAGAUCUCUCCCUGACCUUUACCAGGCAGCAAGACAUGUCCCGAUCUGUGAAGCUGCCCAAGGAGAAAAUCACCGACUCAUCCACAUGCUGUGUGCGAGGAUGCGUGCCUGCGUACCGCAUGGUACAAGCCGGUGCUGAAACGUCUCAAAACAUCCCUGCCCUUCCCAUCUAUGACCCCCAUCUGCUUGGUGUGCUGCAGGUGUGUGUGAGGACUGCAUGCGCAGCACCAUGCGACCGCAUGCCAGCUUGCGCAGACCGCAUGGGGCUGCGCAAGCUGGCGCGAGUGGCCGCGGCUACAGAUGAGCAAUGGGAAUUGCAGGGAUGA